GAUAUGAUAUCUCAAACUUGCACAAUAUACAUGUAUAAUUUUCAAACAAAGAUGGCAAAUAAAAUACUGUUUUAUACCAUAUUAAUUAUAUGUACAAGUAUAGCGUGUGGAUUUAUCAAUGAUGGUAAUUAUAUACCCAACAACAGGACAGACGCUUUAGAGUUUUUGUUAGUGGAGGAAAAACAGAUGAGGAUCAAACUGGAGGCGAAGAUGGAGGAUCUAAUGAACCGAAUAGCGUCUGUAGAAUCUGAACAGGAUAAAUGUGGUUGCAGGAAUGGUAUUGGUUCCACAGCUGGACAUAAACCGUCUUUCAUGGCAACAUUGUCUGCUGAAUAUCAUUGUGGGGCAAAGCAGCCAUUGAUAUUUGAUACUGUUAAACUCAACUCUGGGACAGCGUACCAACCUACGCACGGCGUGUUUAAAGCACCUGUUAAUGGAACAUAUGCCUUUUUCGCCACUUUAUCAAUCCCCCCAAACAGCAGCUUCCAUGUUGAAAUGGUAAAAAACGCCGUUACUAACCAUGCCGGGCUAUAUCUCCACGCUGACCAUCUAGGUAUUUGGAUUGAACGAAGUAGUAAUGUGAUCAUACGUUUGCAGAAGGAUGACGAAGUGUGGAUGGUUUGCUUGUACGACUCUACAAUUGAAGGCGACAUUACAACAACCAUGAACGAUACUUACGAUUAUCAUUCCCAUUUUUCAGGUUUUCUUGUCAGCGAAGAUUAAAUGGAAUUAAUGAUAUUGUACCCAUUUAUGCACGUUUUCUGUUCCUAUCUUAAUGCUCAGUAGAGAAAUUACUUAAAGGAUAAGGACGUUCAAAAUAGGUAUCAAUUUUCGUUAUUAAAAACAUUUUAGGUACUAUAUUUUUAAGUUUUCUUUAGUAGCUUCAUGUCGUACAUGUAUAUGUGAUAGGUUAUUCAUACUUAA
Molecule: messenger RNA, 924 nt
Organism: Ruditapes philippinarum (Manila clam)
Lineage: Eukaryota; Metazoa; Mollusca; Bivalvia; Venerida; Veneridae
Product: collagen alpha-2(VIII) chain-like
Exons: 2
Coding region: 4-723 (239 amino acids)
Molecular function (GO): protein binding
Source: RefSeq, a predicted model, not a curated record